Molecule: messenger RNA, 2748 nt
Organism: Aspergillus pseudonomiae
Lineage: Eukaryota; Fungi; Ascomycota; Eurotiomycetes; Eurotiales; Aspergillaceae
Exons: 6
Coding region: 1-2748 (915 amino acids)
Biological process (GO): transmembrane transport; carbohydrate transport
Cellular component (GO): membrane
Molecular function (GO): carbohydrate:proton symporter activity
Source: RefSeq, a predicted model, not a curated record
AUGCUACAGCCGUCGCUACACGCCCCUGACUAUAUAACCCGGACUAAGUCCAGGGAGCCUGAGCUCACUAUCAAUCUCACUGAGCCCGCGGUGUUCAUACCUACAUACACACAUAAAUCCGCUGUCCUGAGGGGUUCUUGUGAAUUGAAGAUCAAGGAGACGUUAAUGGUGAAGAAAUUGACCGUCAAUUUUAGCGGAGUUUCUCAUGUACACUGGCCUCAUGGUCUUUAUGAUUCGAAGACCAUCGCAGAUCGUACGCUGACGGUGUUCGGUCCGGAUAUCUCAGGGACUGCACCCCAAUACCAUGCCGAUCAAGAAAAUCUAGGAAUGUUGGAAACGGGUAUCACGGAAUGCAAUACAUCGCGCCAAAAAUGCGGAUUGUGGGGCACCAUCACGAACAAGUUAUGUUCGAAAUGCAAAAGUACAGCCGCGCCAGAGUAUCAGCUAUUGAAUCCCGGUACCUAUACUUACGACUUCGAAAUGAUAUUGUCCCCUCAGCUGCCAGAGUCUGUUAAUGUACGGCGGAGCCAUGUUCAAUACAAUGUCCGAGCCUGUCUAGAACUCCCGGGGCAUUUCAGGCAUAGCAUCAUCCAGAACAUGCCGAUCGCUGCCAUCCACUGUCCGGCAGAGGAUUUCGUGGAGGAUGCAGAGCCGGUUUACAUUGCUCGGGCCUGGAAGCGCUUGCUCCGAUGUGACAUCCUGAUGUCGAGAAGAGGCGCUCCUCUCUGUCAUAUAUUACCUGUGACUGUGUCUUUUGCCGAGCUGGCCAACACGAGGUUCCAUGGCUUACAAAUCUAUAUUUCGGAGAACGUUCAGUACCUCCGAAAAGAUGGUCUUGUUUCUUGCCUUGGACCUUUCAAGAGGAGACUCUUAUAUGAAGCGGCAGAAGACUUUGUGCCCACUUUGCCGCCCUAUAGGUUGGGUGAAGAUGAUGAUCACCUUUCAGAAAAAAGCGGCUGUGGUGGACAAGAGAGUGUGGUACUUACGGAGUGCGAGCACAAACCCGCGACCUCCGAGGGCAUGACGCUGAAUAUCGACUUGACAUUACCCACCUGCCAGGACCACUCUGAGGAUAAUUGGAUGCACUUUAGCACUGAGUAUAAGAGCGCAAGAGUGUACCAUUGGCUUGAUAAUCUUUUGAUCAAGACCAGCACUGGUGGUCGGAAAACGACCGUAGAUAUUCUGUUUCUUGAUGAUGGGUUUCGGGCUCCCGAAGAUUGGGAAGCUACGCUGACCACGGCUGUAGAGGGUGUGAUGUCGGGCAUCAUCUCAGACCCGGCCUUCAACGACAUGUUCACGGCAACCAAGGACGACAACACAAUGCAGGCUACUGUAACUGCAGUCUAUGAAGUCGGUUGUCUCUUCGGUGCAAUCCUCGCAUUGCUAUUUGGAGACCGGACGGGUCGCCGGUGGAUGGUUAUCUCUGGUGCCACUAUUAUGAUUGUCGGUGUCGUUAUUCAGGUGUCUGCUAUGCCCGGCUCUCUUCCCCUUCUUCAAUUCAUCUUCGGUCGAGUCAUUACUGGCAUUGGGAAUGGAAUGAACACUUCAACAAUCCCCACAUAUCAAGCUGAAUGUUCCAAGACCAGCAACCGAGGACUUCUUAUCUGCAUCGAAGGUGGUAUCAUCGCAAUAGGUACAGCUAUUGCAUACUGGAUCGAUUAUGGUGCACACUACGGACCACAAGACCUGGUAUGGAGAUUUCCGAUCGCGUUCCAGGUCGUCUUCGGAAUCAUUAUUAUUGUCGGCAUGUUCUACCUACCCGAAUCACCUCGCUAUCUCAUCGCCCACGACAAAGUCGCCGAAGGCGAGCGGGUGCUCGCCGCGCUAGCUGGCACUGAGAUCGAAGAUCGUCACACCCAAACAGAAAAGAAUCUGAUUCUCGAUUCCGUCCGAGCUUCGGGAGCCACGAAAGCCAAGUUCAGCGAUCUGCUUACUGGUGGACCAUCCCAGCAUCUGCGCCGCAUGCUCGUGGGUUCGUCGUCGCAGAUGUUCCAGCAGAUCUCUGGCUGCAACGCUGUCAUCUAUUAUCUCCCAGUCUUGCUUGAGCAGUCUAUUGGUCAGUCGCAUAACUUUGCGCUCCUGAUCGGCGGUAUCAACAUGAUCUGCUACGCCAUCUUCGCGACGUUCUCAUGGUUCUUCAUCGAAAAGAUUGGCCGCCGUAAAUUGUUCCUGGGAGGCAGUUACGGGCAGUGCGCAGCAAUGAUCAUUGUAUUCGCCUGUCUUAUUCCUGGCGAUAAACAAAGUGCAAAGGGAGCCGUCUUCGGCUUUUUCCUGUACAUGUGUUUCUUCGGAGCCACUUGGCUGCCCUUACCAUGGCUCUAUCCUGCUGAACUCUCCCCUAUCAAGACCCGAGCCAAGGCCAAUGCCAUUUCCACAUGCAACAACUGGUUGUUUAACUUUACAGUGGUCAUGAUCACCCCUGUUAUGGUGGAGCAUAUCGGCUGGGGCACAUACCUGUUCUUCGCUGCAUGGAACGCGGUCUUCAUUCCCAUCAUCUGGCUGUUCUACCCAGAAACGGCAGGUCGUAGCCUGGAAGAGAUCGACCUGAUCUUCGCCAAGGGCUACGUGGAGAAUAUGAGCUAUGUGCGCGCGGCGAAAGAACUCCCCAAGCUCUCCGACGAUGAAAUCGAGGCCAAGGCAGCCGAGUACGGCAUCCUCGACAACAACGAGAAAGUCGAGGAGCGAAUCGCCGAACAUGCCCCGCAGGACUCGCAGGAAUACUCGUCCUACCUGCCCAGUCAACUAUAA